CAGAACUAGAAGAAGACGUGCUGCAGUGUUGCUGAUUGAUGAGCUGAGCUCUCCGACUCUACUAAUCAUCUUUCCAUUCAGAUAUUUCUCACAGGGUUUUACCUCCACACUUCCAUCUGCUCAAGCUCAAGAUUUGAGUGGUGUCCAGUGUUUCCCCUGCUGUCCGCUUUCCUACACAUCAUAAAUUUACCUCCACAAGAACAUCAAGAGGUCCAACUGGGAUGAAGUCAGAAGAGAUUAAAUGUGAGGGUCUGGAACCUACAGAGAGCUCCAGCAGUCACCAAAGCUCCUCUGGUUCUUUCCACACUAACUCUUCUCACAGACGUACGCGAAAAGGAAAUCACUACUGCUCACAGUGUGGGAAGAGCUUCAGUAAAAUAAGUUAUCUCAAACAACACCAGCGCAUUCACUCAGGAGAGAAGCCGUAUCAGUGCUCGCAGUGCGGGAAGCAUUUCAUUCAACAGAGUCAGCUCAAGCAACACCAGCGCAGUCACACCGGAGAGAAGCCGUACCACUGCUCGCAGUGUGGGAAGAGCUUCACUGCCCAUAGCAGUCUCCAGCGACACCAGCUCGUUCACUCCGGAGAGAAGCCGUAUCAGUGCUCGCAGUGUGAGAAGUGUUUUACACAAAAGAACAAUCUUCAGCAUCACCUGUUCAGCAUUCAUACAGGAGGCAAACCUUAUUGUUGCUCUGAAUGUGGAAAGAGUUUUAAUCGAGAGGAUUAUCUCCAAGUACACAAACGAAUUCACACCGGAGAGAAGCCGCAUCAGUGUUCCCACUGUGAGAAGAGGUUCAUUGGGAAAGGUGCUCUCAUAAAACACCAGCGCGUUCACUCCGGAGAGAAGCCGUAUCGCUGUUCUCAGUGCGCGAAGUGUUUUACACAGAGCAGUCAUCUUCAGCAGCACCUUCGCAUUCACACUGGAGAUAAACCGUAUCACUGCUCAGAGUGCGGGAAGAGUUUUAAUCGAGAGGACAAUCUCCAGUUACACCAACGCAUUCACACUGGAGAGAAGCCGUAUUACUGCUCAGAGUGCGGGAAGAGCUUUACUAGCCUGCGUAAUCUCCGAAACCACCAGCACAUUCACACACGAGAGAAGCCUUAGUAUUGCUCAGACUGUGGGAUGAGUUUUGUGGGAUGAGUUUUACAU
Messenger RNA from Pangasianodon hypophthalmus (striped catfish), 1148 nucleotides. RefSeq names its product zinc finger protein 239-like. NCBI's taxonomy places the organism in Eukaryota, Metazoa, Chordata, Actinopteri, Siluriformes, Pangasiidae. Gene Ontology annotation, biological process: regulation of DNA-templated transcription. The transcript is spliced from 2 exons. The record is from RefSeq and is a predicted model, not a curated record. Gene Ontology annotation, molecular function: RNA polymerase II cis-regulatory region sequence-specific DNA binding; DNA-binding transcription factor activity, RNA polymerase II-specific. The coding region runs from base 222 to 1103 and encodes 293 amino acids.